Molecule: messenger RNA, 720 nt
Organism: Orbicella faveolata
Lineage: Eukaryota; Metazoa; Cnidaria; Anthozoa; Scleractinia; Merulinidae
Product: BTB/POZ domain-containing protein 6-like
Source: RefSeq, a predicted model, not a curated record
AUGCAUUAUGGAACUGAUAACUUAGAUCCAUCGAAUGUUUUCGACAUCUUGCCACAAGCACAGAAAUAUGAAGAAGAAAAACUGGUGGAUCAAUGCUGGAAGGUAAUCGAUGAACAGACAGAAGAGGCUCCGAAAUCAGAUGGAUUUGCGACAAUUGAGAGGUCCUUACUUGAAACGGUAGUCGCGCGCGACACUUUGAAUAUUCAAGAGUUAGAGUUGUUCAAAGCGGUGAAUUUGUGGGCGACAAAGAGAUGCGAAGAACAAGGCUUAUCGACAGAUGGAGGUGUAAAAAGAAGAGUUCUCGGAGAACCGAUUGUGAAAGAAAUACGUUUUCCAGUGAUGACCCAAUAUGAAUUUGCUGCUGUUGUUCUUGACUGCAAGAUACUGACACAGGACGAGACUUCUAGCGUAGUUAAAUAUUGGCAUUCAGUUCCAGACACCCAAGUAGUAUUUCCAGAGGCUGAACGAACUGGUUUGGAAUCGUUCCAGCGUUGUUGCAGAUUUGGUUCCGUUGUUCACACUGGCUCAGGUUAUCCUUAUUCACCUGGUAGAAAAGACUGUCUUUUUUUUGUGGUCGACAAAGACAUCUCCUUACUUGGAGUAACACUCUGCGGAAGCAGANUUCCGUUGUUCACACUGGCUCAGGUUAUCCUUAUUCACCUGGUAGAAAAGACUGUCUUUUUUUUGUGGUCGACAAAGACAUCUCCUUACUUGGAGUAA